This is a messenger RNA of Acanthosepion pharaonis, 1185 nucleotides long. Lineage: Eukaryota; Metazoa; Mollusca; Cephalopoda; Sepiida; Sepiidae. The record is from the annotation of a GenBank genome assembly.
AUGGAUGGGAGUGUCCUCAAGUGUUAUGUUGGAAUCGGCGGGAAAAAGUUGUUGCCACGGGACCUUGCUUCUAUUUUUCUUUUCUUUUCUUUGGUUAAUUGCUUGUUUCUUUUUUCUUUGCUUGCUUAUUUUUUCUUUAUUUUUUUCUUAUUCUCUUCUUUCUCACUUUCUUUCUUUACCUAUUUCAGUUUUCCUUUUUCUUUUUGUUCAAUUUGCUUGUUUCUUUUGUUCGUUGUCUGCUUUUUCUUUCUUUCUUUCUUUCAUUUUUUUCUUUCUUUCUUUCUUUCUUUCUUUCUUUUCUCUGUGUACUACUGUUUUCGUUUUCUUUGUCGUGUUAUGUUUACUUUCUUUCCACCUUUUCUGCUUCUUUUUCCUUUUCGUUUUCCUUUUAAUUGCUGGCUUCUUUUUUUCUUAUUCGUUUUAUGCUUUCUUUCUUUCUUUCUUUCUUUCUUAAUUACCUGCUUCUUUUUUCUCUUUCUCUUUCUUUCCUCUUUUUCAAUAAAUUUAUUCUUUCCUUUUUACUGUUCCCAUAGACUGCUCUCUCUUUCUUUCUUUAUUAUUUAUUCAAAUAUUCUUUCUUUCUUUCUUUCUUUCUUUCUUUCUUUCUUUCUUUCUUUACCCAUUUGCCUCUGUGUAUCCCGCCAUGUUUCCCGAUGUCUGUUUGUUUCAUUCAAAAUUCUUCUUUGGAAAAAUCAUCACAAAAACACGAAAGGAGUCUCUUCAUUAUCUAUCUAUCUAUCUAUCCCAUCUUAUUCUAGACAGAUCUAUCUAUCUAUCUAUCUAUCUAUCUAUCUAUCUAUCUAUCUAUCCCAUCUUAUUCUAGACAGAUCUAUCUAUCUAUCUAUCUAUCUAUCUAUCUAUCUAUCUAUCUAUCUAUCUAUCUCGGUCUACGUGUGUAAAGGAACUUUUGCGAUACUAAUUUUCUCUGACAUUCGUCAAACAUUGCUCAACGACGAAGCUUCUUACUUAUUAGUUUUUUUUUCUUGUUUCAUUCUUUCUUUCUUUGUUUUCGUUGUCUUCUGCCUUACCUUCAUAAAUAUGACGUCUUUCUUUCUUUCUUUCUUUCUUUCUUUCUUUCUUUCUUUCUUUCUUUUCGUUGUCUUCUUCUUAACCUUCCUUAAUAUGGCGUCUUUCUUUCUUUUCUCCUUUCUUUCUUUCUUUUUUUUCUUUCUUUCUUUCUUUUAA